Molecule: messenger RNA, 2546 nt
Organism: Oryzias melastigma (Indian medaka)
Lineage: Eukaryota; Metazoa; Chordata; Actinopteri; Beloniformes; Adrianichthyidae
Gene: tyw1
Product: tRNA-yW synthesizing protein 1 homolog (S. cerevisiae)
Biological process (GO): wybutosine biosynthetic process
Molecular function (GO): FMN binding; 4 iron, 4 sulfur cluster binding; catalytic activity
Source: RefSeq, a predicted model, not a curated record
CUUCCCAAUCUAUUCUAAAACAUGUUUAACAAAUAUAACUACAUUUCCCAGCGUUCUUGUCGGCUAGUCAACAUGGCUACGUCCACUCAUUUAGUUUCUCGUGGUUGUUUGGUUUAAUGUAGGCGAGUUAUUUGAAGCCAUGGCGAAAUUUGCAAUUGUUGUUUUGGCGUUUGCAUGUUGUGCGUUUGCUCGGGAUGUUAAAGCCUCACAGACCGGGUCCAGCCUCGCUGAGAACUACCUGACGCUGCUGUGGCACCACCGGCUGUACCUGUACGCGGCUGCCGCGCUCGCCGUCGGCCUCUGGUUCUCCCUGAAGGUGGCUCUCAGCAGGAAAAGUUGUGGAAAAGAUGCUGUUUCUGGAGCCAGAGAAGCUGGAAAGCAGGAGGAGCCUCAGGUUUAUGUGUCAGGAGUUAAAAUCUUUUAUGGUUCUCAAACGGGAACUGCAAAGGGUUUUGCCAACGUCCUGUCCGAGGAGGUGAAGACUUUGGGGUUUCCUGCUGAGGUGAUAGACAUGAAAGACUACGACCCAGACGAUCGACUUGCUGAUGAGUGUGUGAGUAGGUCGGUGUGUGUGUUCCUGGUGGCCACGUACACCGAUGGGCGGCCCACGGAGAGCGCAGAAUGGUUCUGCAAGUGGCUGGAAGAAGCCUCCACGGACUUCAGAUACGGGAAAACUUACCUCAAAGGUCUCCGAUAUGCAGUGUUUGGUUUGGGAAACUCUGUCUAUGUGGGCCACUAUAACACGGUGUGUAAGAAUGUGGACAAAUGGCUGUGGAUGCUGAGUGCAAAGCGACUGAUGACCAGAGGCGAGGGCGACUGCAACGUGGUGAAGAGUCGCCACGGCAGCAUUCAGGCAGACUUUCAGGCUUGGAAAGGGAAGUUCUUGAGUCGUCUGCAGGCUCUGGCAAAGGGUGAGAAGAAAGUCUGUGGUGGAAACUGUAAGACAGGAAGUUCCUGCAAGAGCAAGACGGACAGAAAGGAGGAAGAGGAGGAGACGUCAAAGGAGAUCGGCUCUGAGAUGAUGUGUUGUCAUGGAAGAGUGGAGCCAGCUUCCUCCCCUCUGAAGGUGGAACUGAUGGAAUCCAGCAGCGACGAUGAAGAGUCUGACCUCAACAGUGAGAAGAAGUCCGUGGUCGACCUGGAGGAUUUGGGCAACUUGAUGAACAACGCCAGGAAAGCGAAGGGUAAAAUCGGGUCUCAGCGAGGCGGCGAGGUGGUGAAGGUUUCCAAACUGAACGGGGUGAAGAAGAUUGAUGAUGAUGGAGAGAGACGAGAGAUGAUCACGGCGGCUCUGAGAGAAGCUCUGACGAAACAAGGUUAUAAACUCAUUGGCAGUCACUCGGGUGUGAAGCUUUGUCGAUGGACUAAGUCCAUGUUGCGGGGCAGAGGGGGGUGCUACAAGCACACCUUUUAUGGGAUCGAGUCCCAUCGCUGCAUGGAGACCACCCCCAGCUUAGCCUGCGCUAACAAGUGUGUCUUCUGCUGGAGACACCACACCAACCCUGUGGGGACCGAGUGGCGCUGGAAAAUGGACCCUGCAGAGAAGAUCCUGCAGGACGCUCUGGAGAAGCACCAGGACAUGAUCCGACAGUUCAGAGGCGUCCCUGGAGUAAAGCCCGAGCGUUAUGAAGAAGGUUUGGCGGUGAAGCACUGCGCGCUGUCGCUGGUGGGAGAGCCAAUCAUGUACCCGGAAAUCAACGCUUUCAUUCGGCUCCUCCACAGUCAGCGCAUCUCCAGCUUCCUGGUCACAAAUGCGCAGUUUCCUGAGGAGAUCAGAGGCAGAGGACGGUGUACCGGCUGACGCUGGUGAAGGCCUGGAACGUGGAGGAGAUGCAGGCGUACGCCGAGCUGAUCGCUCUGGGGCAGCCUGACUUCAUCGAGGUGAAGGGCGUGACGUACUGCGGGGAGAGCUCCGCCAGCAGCCUGACCAUGGCCAACGUCCCCUGGCACCAGGAGGUGGUCGCCUUCGUCCAGCAGCUGGCCGCCAUGCUGCCCGAGUAUGAGAUCGCCUGUGAGCACGAGCACUCCAACUGCUUACUCAUCGCUCACGAGAAGUUUAAGCUGGAUGGCGAGUGGUGGACAUGGAUCGACUACGAGCGUUUCCAGGAACUGGUCCAGGCUCAGCGGGCCAGCGGGGGCCAGCAGACCUUCUCAGCCCUGGACUACAUGGCCAGAACCCCCAGCUGGGCUCUGUUCGGAGCGCGGGAGCAAGGCUUCGAUCCCGCCGACACGCGGUUCCAGAGACGCAACAAAACCAAAGACAUCUCCGGAUGCUGAAAACAGCCGGAAGACGGAGCUGAAACUGUCACGUCCAGGGUUUUUAUUUGGGGGUUUUAUGGUUUCUUUUAUUCUUGUUGCGUCUACAGACUUCUAAAAAGUUGACCUAAUUUGUCCGUGAGUCCAUCUCUGCAUGUGUUAUGGAGUCAGUUUGUUUGAAUAGAAUGAUUUCUGUCAGUCGGUUUGUAAAAAAGUUUGAACAUUUAUUAGAAGUUUCUGGUAAAAUUGAAUUUGUUUUCUGGAUUAAAGCUGUAAGAGGAAAACGGAAA